Messenger RNA from Penicillium samsonianum, 858 nucleotides. RefSeq names its product RTA1 domain-containing protein. Lineage: Eukaryota; Fungi; Ascomycota; Eurotiomycetes; Eurotiales; Aspergillaceae. The transcript is spliced from 2 exons. Bases 1 to 858 code for a protein of 285 amino acids. The record is from RefSeq and is a predicted model, not a curated record. Gene Ontology annotation, cellular component: membrane.
AUGGCGCAGCUUAAGCCUUACAGAGGGGGUUACUACCUCUGGAAAUACGUCCCCUCGCUCCCAGCAGCAAUCAUCUUCUUGAUACUUUUCGUCGCUGCCACAACAUUCCACUUUUGGAAGCUCCACCGAACAAAAGCUUGGUUUUGCCUCGCAUUCGCUCUUGGGGGACUCUUCGAAGUAGUUGGUUACAUCGGUCGAGCCGCUGCUCACGACAGAACAGAUUCGGUGAUAGUUUACGCGAUUCAGAAUGUCUUCCUCCUUCUUGGACCUACCCUCUUCGCAGCCUCCGUAUACAUGACCCUCGGGCGAAUCAUCCGCAGCGUCCACGCCGAGGAACACUCGCUUGUUCGGAUCAACUGGCUCACCAGGAUAUUCGUGAUGGGCGAUGUCGCAUCAUUCCUUGUGCAAGGCAGUGCAUCCGGCCUAAUGGCCACGGGGAAUAACGUGGAGCUAGGCUCGCACAUUGUGGUGGCUGGUCUCGUCAUCCAGGUUAUCAUGUUUGGUCUGUUCAUCAUCACAUCGGCUGUUUUCGAGAUUCGCAUGCGUCGAUCGCCCCCAACAGAGGCCUUCGAUGAGCGGAUCAACUGGAUUAGUCGAGUGCGCACACUCUAUGCUGUCAGUGCGCUUAUUCUGAUUCGAAGCAUUUUCCGGGUUGUGGAAUAUGCUGCUGGGAAUGAUGGAUAUCCACUUACCCAUGAAUGGAUGCUAUAUGUGUUUGACUCUGUGUUGAUGAUAAUCUCUAUGGUCAUCUGGGGUAUUUGGUAUCCUGGAACUCUGCCAAGACUCAUAGUGCGGAAUCAGGAGAUAGUCACAGAAGUAGUGGCCGACGUGGAGCUGAAGGGGCGCCGAGCUGAAUAG